AGGGGUGGCGAUCGCGAAAGGGGAGAGUGGGACAGGGGUAUUGGGGGAUGCGCAAAUGUGUCAAAUUGAAAUUAUUUUUAGGGGCAAUUCAUUCUUCGCUCUUCAAAUGAUAAAGAAAAAAACAAAAACCUGUAAAAUUGAGUGCGUCGAUAAAUCAUCUUCGAUUUGUGUGUGUGUGUGUGUGUUUCGUCCCCUUCCCAACUCCCUCACCCCACCUAACCCACCCUAUGGGAGAUAGUGGAGCCGGGCGAGAUGAGCUGUCACACGCAUGCGGAAACGGCCCCGACGGAGCGACCGAGCCGCGGCAGGUUGUGUGUGUGCGCGAGGGUGAAAGGUGAAGGUGGCUUAGCCGUCCCUCCCCCCCUUGCACCCACUUGCAAACGGUCGGAAUGGAAGACGGCAGCCUGGAUGACGGCAACAGGGCACAACACACACACACAAAGCAGCGCUCGCGCUUGUAGAACGGUUUGAAAGAAGCAGAAAAAACAAGCUAAAUGCAGGGCAAACAGGGAAGGGAAUGAAAAGGGGGAAGGGACGGGGUGGGAAAUGUUUCGAUCUCUCGCGCAGUCCGGUCAGACCGAGUGGCAUUCUCGACGCACCAGAGAUCGCGCCGCACCACUGCAAAGCGUGCGCGAGCGAGAAAGCAAUGCGAAAGACUGUGUGUGUGUGAGAGAGAGAGAGAGAGAGAAUGGGCUCGGAACGGAUGCUCACACUCGCGGCAGACCAGUAGGCGUUUUGUGAAUGCGCACUAUACUCACACACUGACACACACACACAGGGAUGAAAUCAGCUCCGCGUUCGCUGACGGCUGACUGUCUCGUUUGGUGCGCCACCCCGCCGCCCACCGCUCUGACCACCUUUCCACACUUGACGCACGUACGAACACCCAAAACCCGCACAACCGAACGAACGACAUUCCAUCGAACCGCGCGCACUACCCGCACCUGCCCUACAAAAGGGCCACAGACACACACACACACGCACAUACGAAAGCGAGAGAAUGCGCUUUCCUGCUCUCACAAGCCGCGCUCAAACGCUUUCUGCCACUUGUCUCGCUAGCGGCGAACGAGAACGCCAUCACACGCUCUCUCUCACUCAUUCACUCUUUCCUUCGCUUCUUUCACACUCAUUCAACACUCAUUUUCGCGCUCUCUCUCUCACACACACUCUCUUGUACGAUCAUGUGACGGUGAGUAUGAAUCAACGCGCACGCACUGCGCCCCUCGUACGUUUGUGUGUGUGGGUGCGCUGGUGAGCGAGAGAGAGAGAGGGGCGUACGAUCGACGACAAACCGUGAGCACGGCCGGCCCUGGCACAGUCGGCAAAGCGAGCCGUUUUUUCAAUACCUCACAGCAACUGCACCAGAGCGCACGCACGCUCGUCUCCCGCGCGCGAGAGAGACAACAAGAGAUAGAGAGAGUGAGAGAGCGAGAAAGACGGAGCCAAUAGGACCCCCCUAACAAAAUAGGUUUCAGGUGUGUGUUGUGUGUUUCAUUUUGAAAACACAGCUCAACGACAGCGGACACACCACAAAGCAACCGGAGUGCAACCCGCGCGCGCGCUCGGUCAUCAUUCACAGAGAGCCUUUUCUUCUACUCGGGUCGUGUGUGUGUGUUUGUAUUUAGUGUGAAAUAUAUUGUAGUGCGUUUUGUUUUUGGCGAGUGUUUCCAGUGUUGUAAUUGCAGGGAAGACUCAUAUUCCCAAAGUGCCUUUUUGACGACUUUUCUCCAACGACAGUAGUGUGUGUGUGUGCGUUUGUCUCCACAACCGCAAUAAAAGCAAUUGUUAUACAAAGAGCAAGUGACGAUAGUAAAGUGUGUGUUGUGCGUUUUUGUGAAAAUGCAGCAAGCGCAUUAGAACGGCAAAUAUAUAUAUAGAGAGAGAACGUGAUAGUGUGUGCGGACGACAACAGUGAAAACGAACUGCACCGGGCGCCUCCACACGCAUACAAACACGCAGCGAAAACAGCAAACAGAAAGAGCCGCCGGGCGAAUGGAAUAUUUUGACAGUUCCAAGCUCCAAGCAAGCGUGUAAUGUGCCGUAAACGUUCCGUAAUGAUGCUGUGCCACAAGUGUGCGAACGUGUAUCUACGUGCCUUUUAGUGUGUGUGUCUGUAAAAUACUACCAAUUGUGUGUGUGCCUUUUUUCAGUAGCGAAAAACAUAUCCGACAUAUCCACAACAAACACUUUGUGCAAAACUUUCUCGAAAAAAAAAACAGAAACAAAAAUGGCCCACGGUUCACUCACUGUUGCCGGCAUGAUGGUGAAAAGUGAAGCGUCCCCGACCGGCCGGUCACCGUCCGCCGCCGGCACAGCGACCACCACCACCAGCCCCAGCCACAGCAACGCCGCCAAGAUGGGGUCGCGGCGCAUCUUCACCGCCCAGUUCAAGCUGCAGGUGCUCGACUCGUACCGGAACGAUGGGGACUGCAAGGGGAAUCAGCGGGCGACCGCCCGCAAGUACGGCAUUCACCGGCGGCAAAUCCAGAAGUGGCUGCAGGUGGAAAGCAAUCUCCGCUCCGUCGUAGCAAACGGUGGCGGAAGUAGCAGCAGCAACAGCAACAGCAGCAGCAGUAGCAACACCGGAAUUUCUACCAACGGAGGAGCAGGCAACGCCAACAGGGAGGCGGGGAUGAAAAUAAAUCUUCUAAAUCAUCACCAGCACCACCACCAGCAUCCGCAUCUGCCCCACGUGCAGCAGCACCAUCCAUCGGUGCACCAUCCGGCCCAUCAUCCGCUGCACUAUCAGCCGGCGGCAGCGGCGGCCAUGCACCAUCACCACCAUCAUCCGCACCAUCACCAUCCGGGGCUGACCGGGUUGAUGCAAGCGCCCUCGGUAGCGGCGGCGGCAGCAGCAGCAGCGGCCGCAGCAGCAGCAGCAGCAGCAGCACACUACCACCACCACCACCAGCAGCAGCAGCAACACCUGCAGCCGGUCCAUCCGCUGGCGUUCCAUCCGAUCGGUGGACCCAUCGUGCCCCAGCAGCAGCAGCAGCAGCAUCUGAUGGACGCGGUCAGACAACGCGCGGUGCGUAAUGGUGCAAGUUUGUCACCCGUCCACACCGCCCCGGCCAUCCCAGUGUCCUCCUGUUCGCCCCUGUCCACCGCAUCAUCGGCGUCGUGCUCGUCAUCGGCCGCCGGUUCGCUCUGUCCCACGUCGCCGCCAGCGAGCGUAUCGAACGGUGAGCAGCCGGCGUCCUCUGGCGGCGAUCCGGCGAACCCGCAGCAGCCGUCCGUCAUCUUUUCGCCCGUACCGCGGCUGGCUGGUUCGUCGCCUGCCGCCGCCCCACCCUCACCGCCAACGUCGGCCGGGGAGAGCAACCACUAUUACGGCCACAUUCGUGCGUUUGCGGCAGCGGCGGUGGCAGCAGCCGCCGUCCAGCGGUACGAUCAUCCGAUCGAUCUGUCACGCCCCGGUUCGUCCCAGCUCGGUGGGCCCGUUUCGCCCGCAUCCGACGCCGGGUACGACCGGCGGGUAAAGCAGGAGCAGCGCGACGAGGAAGGGGAGCUGGAAGCGGCGGAGGAGGAGGAGGAUGAGGAGGAGGAAAUCAGCGUAGAGGAGGUGGAUGAGCCGGUAAGCAGCCACAGCGCGUCGGAACAGGCGUGGGAUCUGUCCUGCCGCCGGUCAAGCGAUGCCACCAGCAGCACGGUCACCUCCUCCAACAAGCGAUCCUCCUCGGCAAUGAGUGGCCCGAUCGCAACGCCCGACACGAGCCGCCCCGCCAAGUCGGUGAAACUCUUCAAACCGUACCUGCUGGAUGAGGAACCAAAGCAGCAGUCGCAGCAGCAGCAGCAAAGGCCCGAUUCAGCCCUCGCGGAAGAUGAUAAGGAUUCGACGCGUGAAUCGCCCGCGAUCGUGGAGCAACACCACCAGCAGCAGCAAUAUCCAAUCAUCUGGAGCAACAGCUCGCCGGCGUACUACGAACCGCCGCACGCGUACGAGCUGAACCCGCCGGCCUAUCUGCUUGCCUCGCCGGUGACCGGCCUGCCGGGUGUGGCGCCCGUACCGGCGCUCGCCACCGGGCGGGGCUGGAGCUCACCGCAAGCGUCGCCCGUGUCCGGAUACGACAGCUCCACCUCGAUCUCGUCCGUCUGCAGCGGGCCGGAGGAGGACAACGCUAGCCACAGCAGCGCCUCCAGCCACGGCAGCAGCGACGGCCCGUCGUCGUCGGAGAAGCUGAAGCGGCAGGCAAUCGACAGCUUCUACCAUGAUGUGGCGUGCCGCGGGGACUACCGGGCGGUCGCGACCAAGUACAACAUUAGCCGCAAGUACGUGGAAAAGUGGCUGCAGCAGGAGGAGCAGCAGCAGGAAGAUGACCACCACCACCACCAGCAACACCAUCAUCAUCAUCAUGCGGAAGUGACGACAGCGGGCAGUGUGCGAGUUUCACCGCUCGUUGUAGGGUGAUUUUUUGCACCGCUUCAAUUGCGACACGUGAAAGGUAAUGCCGUACUGGGUGCAUAGCAUUAAAAGGGAGGGAAGCAAAACGGGAGUUGCUUUUUCAAGAUAGGCCAUUUAAUCAUAUUUGUUUUAUUUAACUGAAAUGUGAUAUUUUACUAUAUAUUGUGUGAAUUAAAAGCACACACAGAGAGAUACAGGGAUGUAACUCGAGAUGAGGAAGAUUCAGAAAACAGCACGAGAGAGAGAUGAAACGAGAAAGUGAUGGGAAGGAUAUCAAGUUUGACGUUGUUUUACACACCAAAUGCCAAAAUUACAACCGUCUCCAGAACAGAACGAGCAGGUCUUGUUUUGUCUGUUGGUGGCCAACAGUUCAGCAAGGGGCCGCACAGGUGGCGGGAUUAACACACCGACCGCCGCACACCUUAUUAUGCUUUACCGGGCAGGUUUUGGGUAAGGAGGCGACCAGAUCGGGAUCGCGGGAUUUCCCCACAAUUAGUCGAUCGUCACACCUCACAGGUGCCAUAAUGUUCACCGUGUCAUUAGCUUUUUCGUUUGCAAGUUCAAUCAAUAGAGAGAGAGAUAGGGACACACAGGGAUGGCCAUAAUCGAGGGCCCCGGGGUCAAUUGAGAAGAUCCCAGGUAGGGCAGUGUAGGGAUUGAGAAGCUUCGGAGCUAUGAGAGGCAGCCUUGCCAGGUAGACCUUAGCUGCGCUCUUAAAGCAAACCAAAAUGCAUUUGCAUUUUACAACACACUUAUAAUGUGCCCUCUCCAAAUCAAACGUGUUGCUGCGACGAAAAAAGAAGGAAAGAAGGUACAAGCGGCCGCUUAAGGAUACAACAUGGGGGAUGGGCUGCAUCUUUUCGCACCUUUUCCCUUUUCUUUGGGUAGUGCGCGUUUGCCACUUGCCUUUUCGGUGGGAAUUUCCCAAAAUCCGCGCGAAAAGGCGGGGUAGCGUAGAGCAACACACACACACACACACCUACCGUACCGUGUGCUUUUAGGACAUUUAGGGUGCAAUGUGCCAACUACCGGCGGUUUCACAUAUCAUUCAAACAGGGAGCAACGUUUUCCAUCUCUCCAGUUUCGCCGUGAAAAGGAACAACGGAGAACGAUUUUUUUUAUUUUGCUUUUUUAUUCCUAUUUUUGUGCCGCAAAAUAAUGCUUCGCACAUGCACUUCUUGAACUAGACCCUAUUACGCAUCGCCCUCGAUCGCGCGCUACUUGACUUUUGCUUCUUUUUUUUUCUUUUCGUUUUGUUUUUUCGCGAGCAAAUAUGUUUGUUCCGCCGAUAGGCUUUGGUUUUGUGGGGAAGAAGAGGGUUUGAGUCACCUGUUUUGCGCUGCUUCCCUCGUAAGUGUGCACGGGACCGACCACCGUGUGUUGUCACCUUAGAACGCGCGCACACACACCCUGUCCCGCGUCCCGCUUGAUUACGAUCAGUUUGACGCGCGGCGACGGGAGGGCAAAGAGAGGGAAAAAGGUUUUAUGUUUCUGGCUUGCAUCAUCAUCAUACCUGGUCGAGUUGUGGUGUGCGGGGUAGCUAAAAUUAGACUUCAAUUGGCAAAGUGCAAUUGUAUGUGUGUGUUGUGGCUGGCCCUUAGCACCGGAUCAAAACAGUGUGGGGUAAAAAAAAUGCCACCCAACCACCAAAAAGCAAUAACGUAUUAAAACGGCAAACAAAUCGCGCACACUUACAAAAAAAAAAGCAAAUCCUAUCCUGUGACUGCAAUUGUACACCUGCAUAUCGUAUAAGGGACAAUUGCAAAAAAAGGGUCAAGAAAGAUUUCAAACCCCGCGGGGGGAAGGAAGUGGCGACGGUGCGGCUCGCUCGCUCGCUCAACGUCAGCAAAUGAGACAUGAGUUUUUUUUAAUUUGUUUCCCUUUCUUUCUUUUUUUGGUUUUUGAAAAAUGUAAUCGAAAACUUGUAUAACGGUGCCUUAGUUCUGGGGUGUGGGCCGCCCGUCCCAUAGUUCAGUGCAGGUCAGCUAAACUUGUUUGUUCUCGUUUCUGGUCGUAUUAGUCCUUAAGUCUUUCCUUUUUAUUCGCUCUAUCUCACUCUCACUCUCUCUCUCUCUCGGCUGUAUUAUCUCUCAAUCUUGUAUAAAAACUAAACGGUGCCAACACACAGAAUCAGCAGCAAGCAAAAGGUGUACAGUAAGACGACGUUUUUGUGCGUACAGAUUGGUGGUUAAUGUUAAGCAAAAAGAAAGCUCUAGUGUUUAAGUAAGCAAUGUUUAUAACACGUUUGUUGAGAAGUAGCAUGUAGAAAGGUUAAUUGUUAAAACAGCGACUCGAAUUUCCCCUCCCAUUUUCCGAUGUAAAUCCCAUCAUCCCAAGCAUCCCAAUUUAAGAAUCGAGUUCUUCCAGAGCGCGAAAGCAAAGAAGAAACGGAUAGACAGGGGAACGGUAGAGCGUUUCGAAAACAAACUACAGGAAAACCCUCUUAUAUCAGUAGUAAUACAGUAAUUGUUAAUAGUAGCGACUAAAAAGCAUAGGGAAGAAAACAAACGUAAUUGUGAAAUUCGAGUGCCUAAAUGAAAACGAAUCAAAACGUUUAUUAUAUUAGCAUAGCUUAGAGCUUAGUGUAGCCAGUUUAGUGCUGUUUAGUGUGUAAGCGUCAUAAUUUAAACCCCCAAUUGUAUAAAAAAAAACGUAUAUUACAAAAGCAAAGAAGCGCGCGCGUGUGUGUGUAGCGCAGCAUUAGCGGUAGAUAGACAGGAUAGAUCUUAUAAGCGACACAGAUCAAAUACUUAUCAAAACGGCGACAAAUGUCUGCCAGAAAAGCAUACAAUACAUACAACAAACGGCAACAAUAAUCUAUAUACAUACAUACAUACAACACACUAACUGUGUCAAUCAAGUGCCAAUGCGUAAGCGUACGAGAGAAGAAGAACCCCUCCCCUCGUGGUGGUGUAGAGAGCAAUAGAGUGUGAGUGUGUGUGUUUGCAAAAAACGGUUGAAGAACAGAUUCGCUCGACACCACUACCCACAUAUGGUUAAAACAAAUAAAAUCAAAAGCAAUACAUUUAAAACAUAAA
This is a messenger RNA of Anopheles coluzzii, 7440 nucleotides long. It is a transcript of the gene brk, whose product is annotated as midnolin homolog. The record is from RefSeq and is a predicted model, not a curated record. NCBI's taxonomy places the organism in Eukaryota, Metazoa, Arthropoda, Insecta, Diptera, Culicidae. The coding region runs from base 2228 to 4408 and encodes 726 amino acids. Gene Ontology annotation, molecular function: sequence-specific DNA binding. The transcript has a single exon.